Messenger RNA from Phlebotomus papatasi, 813 nucleotides. RefSeq names its product zinc finger protein 57-like. The transcript has a single exon. Gene Ontology annotation, cellular component: nucleus. Gene Ontology annotation, molecular function: RNA polymerase II transcription regulatory region sequence-specific DNA binding; DNA-binding transcription factor activity, RNA polymerase II-specific. Gene Ontology annotation, biological process: regulation of transcription by RNA polymerase II. Lineage: Eukaryota; Metazoa; Arthropoda; Insecta; Diptera; Psychodidae. The coding region runs from base 1 to 813 and encodes 270 amino acids. The record is from RefSeq and is a predicted model, not a curated record.
AUGAGGACUCAUUUGCUCAUGGAGUGCAAGGCUGAUCCGCUGACUUGCAGCAUCUGUGCCCAGACCUUCACAAAAACGGUUACACUGACCAAUCACGUGAGGACUGAGCACACAGUGUCCAAAGCACUUCCAAACUGCAAACUCUGUGCAAUGUCCUUCAUCUCAGAUGGGCACUUUGAAAGGCAUAUGAAGACACACAAGGAGAACUACAAUUGUCCUCUGUGCAGCAAAGAAUUUAGCUACAAAUUCCAGAUUGAGUCUCACAUGAGGAAAUUUCAUUCUUCCAAAAGAACAAAACUUGAAUUUCCUAAGAAAACAUUCAAAACUGAAAUUUCUAAUGAGAAAUCCAUGAAGAAGUUUGAAGCGAAAGAUUUCAUUAUCAAAACUGAGGCAAUGUUGAAGACAGAAGUGGAAUCCAAGGAGAAGAAUGACAAGUUUGAGUGUCCUCAUUGUUCGAAAAAAUAUGUGAAUGCCAAUAUAUUUCUGAAGCAUCUUUCAACUCACACGGAAUAUAAUGCUGAAAAUGUUCAAUGUUCUAUUUGCUCAAGAAAAUUUCAUAGCAAGACGAGCUUGAGACGGCAUAGGAGUCGCUUCUGCAUGGCAAGUAGCUACAUCUGUCCAAUCUGCAAGACUUGCAGUAGUACUCCAAAUGACUUCUUUGAGCAUCUCCGUGAUCACGAUAUUAAUGUCAAUAAACCAACUUCUGUGCAAAAGAUUCAACCAAGCGAACUCCAGCAAGACAUUGAAAUUAAGAUAGAGCCACCAGAAUCAGAGACUGUGGAGAAUUUUAAGAGUGAAUUAGAAAAUUUAUAA